Molecule: messenger RNA, 3054 nt
Organism: Entamoeba dispar SAW760
Lineage: Eukaryota; Evosea; Mastigamoebida; Endamoebidae
Exons: 2
Coding region: 1-3054 (1017 amino acids)
Source: RefSeq, a predicted model, not a curated record
AUGAUUAGGAUUGAUAGAGUUAUCAAAAAAGUUAAUCUUAAUUUUUUAGAUAAUAUCGUCAAUAUAUUAGAUAUUUAUACUGGCUGUAUUAUAACACAUAAAAAAGAAAAUAUUAGUGAAGACAUUUUUCUAGUAAGUGUCUCUCCAAUAGAAGGAAAUAUAAAAGAGUUUUAUGUAUUUUCUUCACAAAUCAUAUCAAACCCUCUUUUGACAAAUCAACAAAAUUCUGAACAACCUUUAUUAGAUUCUUCUAUAAAAAAAAUAAGAAUUAUUGAUACAGUUUCUAUUGAAAAUAAAAUUAUUGGGUAUAAUACUAUUUUACGUGAAAAAGAUUCCGUUGUAUCUGAGUUUAAAUCAUCAACUGAGGUUCAGAAAGAAUUUAAUUCUCAAUUAAAAUUAUAUUUAAAACGAACAGAGUUAUCUGGCUAUGAGAAGGCUAGAGAUUUAGUACUACCACCAAAUUUAUGUUCUAUAACUCAAAAGUUUGAUAAAUUUGUUAUUAGACAAUUACAAAAAACAAAAAAGUGCUAUCUUGUAAGUAAACGAGAUAAUGGUUCAGAAUUUAUAAAUCAUUUUCUUCAAUUAUUACGAUUUUACCAUCAUAACCAACCAAUUGCUGUUUUAUGUUCUUCAGAAUUAUAUAAGAGUUAUUAUCAAUAUUUUAAUAAAAAUUCUCGUAUUCAAGAUAGUUAUAUUCCUAUUAGUACUCAUUCAAUUUUAUCCACUGACCCAUUUUCAAUGAAUUCUUCUAAUUAUUUUAUUACUAAAUCAAUAUUUACAAACGAUUUUGUCCCUUAUUGUGAUAUUGCAAUAUUUGAAUAUAGUAAUUUAAUACCAAGAGAAUGGUUAACGAAAUUUGAUAUAGUCUUUCAAUGUGGAAUACCUGAAGAAACAUUUUAUACUACAAGUGGUAUUAUUUAUUGGAAUUGUUUACCAAACACAACGAAUUUAUUACCUCCAACUGAUGUUGAUUUAUUUUGUACAAGUCCUUUAAUUACAGUUAUUAUUCCAAUUGCAUAUCAUCAAGAAAUAGAAGUAAAAACUAUUUUAAAUUAUGAAAAAGAAUUUAAGCAAUCUGAUUUUAUAAAUUUAUUAAAUAAAUCUACAUCAUAUAUUGGAAAUAAUUCAGUAUGUCUAAACACUCUUCCGUCAUCAUCUCGAUAUUUUCUUGAUACACUCUUUCAAUUAUUUAAUGACAAGAAAAUUAUUGUCGUGUCAUCAUCAAAUCUGAUUGAAGACAUUCCUCAUAAUUUUAUUAUUUCAUCACACAAAACACUAACUAAUAAACAAAACGCAUCUGAUUUUAAAAAAGAAAAAAGAGGUAUAUUAGUUAUUGAUUUUGAAUCUGUAAUUUUUUAUGGCUUUGAAAAAGUUGAUUUGUUUAUUAAAUAUGGUAAUUAUAAAGAACCUACCACUUGGUUAAAAAGUUCUUUAGGAUUAAAUAGAAACACAUUUAGCAUUGAGUUAAUUCCUGAUAAAUCAUUCUAUGGAUAUUCAUUUAUCUUUGAAAAAAAAGAUUAUAACGAUUAUCUUCAAUACAUAAAGUCAAAUGAAUUUACUGUAAACCGGUUUAGUUCUAUUGAAAUGAUGAAAAUAUUUCAACGAAUUAAUGAUGAAAUUUCAUAUUUACAAAGUCCAAUAGAAUUAAAUAAUUUAAUAAACAGAGAACCAAGUUUCAAAGAGAAUGACCUUUUUAUUCUUAGUGAUAUUGUUGAUACGAUUAGAUCUAAAUUUCCUUUUGAUGAAAAGAGACAUAAGUCUCAAACAGAAUUUUAUGUAAAUCUUCUUUAUAAAAAGAGUAAUUCUCAAAAACCAAAUCCAGUUAACUUGCUCAAAACUAGUGAAUUAGAACCAAAAUCUUCUUUAUUACCUUCUAUUACCAAAAUACUACCAACAGAAGAAAAUUUAAAUAAUAGUGUUGUGAAAAAAUUACCAACAGAAAAUUUAGUUAAUGACGAUGUAAAAAAAAUACUAACAAAAAUUUUAGAUGAUAAUGCUGUGAAAAUACAUAAUAAUGACCAACCUGUUACUGGUAUUCCUUCACAGAGAAAUAAACAUAUUAACAGUAGUUCUCAUACUGCAGUAGCUUCUUCUAUUAAACAAAAACACUUUUAUCUUUCUCCUACUAACAAAUCCAAAAAAUUAGAUGACUGUUUAUUAUCGAUUCCAUUACCUUUAAGAACUCCAACAAAAAGAAGCGUCCCAAUAACAGUGCCACCAAAUAACAAUGAAGUAUAUAAAAAACCAGAUCCUGUAAUAGUUAUAUCAGGUAAUGGAAAUGUUAAUUCAAACCAACCUUCGUCAAAAAGUGAAUCAAAUGUAAUGCUAAGACAAGUGACUAUGCCAACAACUGAUGAACUACCUCCUAUUAUUCAAAACUCAUCAAUUGCCAAAAUCAGAAAAGUUAAUCCAUUUUCAGUGAAUUUGGAUUAUCCAUAUGAAAUAUUACAAAAACAACUUGACAGAUCGAAUGAAUUAAUUCAACACAACACUAUCAAAUUCGAUCAAUCCUAUAAAACAAAUGUAAUUAAUGAUCGGACAAAACUCAUUGACUUUAUUAGUCAAAUUAUUAGAAAUGAAUCUAUAAGAAUUAAUAUUUAUUUAGAUAUUCCUAUUGUUACAGAAGAAUUUAUUAAAUUAAUUUAUUAUUUUGGAUUAGAUCCAAGUACAUUAAAAAGAAAUUCAGUUAUUCUUUCACGCGUACCAUUAGAAAUAUUAAAUACAUUAAGUUAUGAAACAAUGAAAUAUUGUACUUACAAAUUUCCUCAAUUAAAAAAUCAUUUAAAUUUUGUGGAGUACAUCCAAAAAUACGUUAAAGAGAAACAACAAGGAAUCUCUUUAAGAAUUAACCAUAGAAGAAAUAUGUUAUGGACAGAUGAACUUGUUGAUGAAUUUAUGUUAUGUAUUUCAGUUUAUGGUUUUGGUAAUAUGGAACCAAUACUAAAAAGUAAUACAAUAGUAGACGCUUUAAUGAAAUGUAAUUUCCAAACAAAAGAACAAAUAAUUAUGGAAUUAAGACGAAAAUUAUCAGAAAUUUAUUUUGAGAAUUAUUAA